This is a messenger RNA of Jaminaea rosea, 1498 nucleotides long. RefSeq lists its product as hypothetical. The coding region runs from base 277 to 1266 and encodes 329 amino acids. The record is from RefSeq and is a predicted model, not a curated record. Lineage: Eukaryota; Fungi; Basidiomycota; Exobasidiomycetes; Microstromatales. The transcript has 2 exons.
GACAAGCAGCGAGCGACACGCCGUCGAGCGAGCGCGAGCUCAUAUCGGCAACGCUACGCUUCACGAUGAAUGCACACCCGCCUCUGAGGACUUCUCACGCACACUGGCCCCUUCCACGGUCACGACACAUAGCUCUUGGGAAUCGUGAUUCUCUGGUGUCGCCGACAAAUGGCUCACACGCCCAGCCCACGACGGCAGAGGAGUCUCCAAAACUCUUGAAACGCACCGGACACCGACUUCGUCUUCCCUCUUGCUCUCUGGCAUUGCCUGGCGCGGAUGGUCAGCCGCCCAAUUGAGAGGUGGGGAGUGGCCGGCGUAGCUCACACCAAGGACAAAGACUUAUUGCCCUAUUGCCCAGCAAACUGCACUGAAUCGCUUUGCACACUGUGUGGGCGCGCACAAUCGCAUGCGCCUGGUCGAUGCCAAGGUCGCGCGCGAGUUCGUCUCUUCAGCCACCGCAGCCUCAUCACCAGCAGAGAGAACGUGACCAAGUACGAGCUCCAGCCAUCGAAGGACGCCCGCAAGCAUUUUGCAUCCUAUGACAACCUCUACCAAAUGGCCGAAGCAGUGCUCGUGAAGGCUACUACGCUCAUGAGACGCGCAAGAGAGCGCAACCAGCUCCUCGCAUUCUGCUCAUUCAGCUUCUUCUCCGCUGCGCGUCCCGGAGACUUCCUCAUCGCCGAGGACUACAAGGACGCAAAUUACGCACUGCAGUACAAGGAUCUUCAAUUCUUCUUCCUGUUGUGCGAGGACGGCGUCGCCCGCCUCGCCGUCGAGGUCACAAUCCGCAACCUCAAGUGUCACAAAGAGAAGCAGAGCGAGUGGCGAAAGGUCAGCUCCGUGUCUCGUGAUGACUUCUUUCCUGCUUUGGAUCCGGCCAUCCUUCUCUUUUCGAUGGCAAUGGAGGACGGCGCGCUGGAGGGCAUCUCGACUCAGCACCUCGACGGCGACGGCCUGGUAGCGUUGAAUUUCACCGAAAUCUCUCACCGCCUUCAGCUCGGACCCGUCAAGACAAGCAUGCUAGAGGUGCGGGUCUUCUCCAAAAUAAAGGGCAGGCAGGCCUCAGGCGAGCCCCUCACGGCUGACGGCAUGCGUUACCAGUUCAACAAGUCGCGCUGCCUCGCCUCACCUACACUAGUCGCGUAUGACUUCCGUAGACGCGCAGUGCUGCUCCUCAACCGGCCCGACAUCACGUCAGAGGAUUCGAGGAGCGGCUUCCGUCAUACUGCGACCAACCAAGCAAUGGGAAAAGCUCUACCUUUUUAAGAACAUCCCGACCUCAUGUGCCUCUCUCGCCACGGCAGAAAAGGGCGACGAUUCUCCGCAUGGCCUGACAACUCGCAGCCACCCAUCGACACGCUAACGCCGGCCGAGGAGCUCGAGCUGCGUCCCCAACCGGCGAUGCUCAAGCCCGCCGCCGACAGGAUACAAGUUUUGCCACACUGAAGGCAAUUGGUGAGGACUCAAAGUCGCCGGAGGCCGUCGAGCUGCGUCACAU